CUUUGAGAGAGAGAAAGAGCCGCCCAAUCUUCAAAACCGCAACUGUAAGAACUCUCUCCUGCUACUGGAUUUUCUUGGGCGUUCGGUUUUGAUUUCUUGGCGCCUUUCUUCUCCAUUGCGGACUUGGAUUCCAGAAAACAUGGAUGGGGGAGUAGCUUACAAUCCUCGGACUGUGGAAGAGGUCUUCAGGGACUUUAAGGGCCGUCGUGCUGGAAUGAUUAGAGCUCUCACCACCGAUGUCGUGGAAUUUUAUCAGCUUUGCGACCCUGAGAAGGAAAACCUCUGCCUAUAUGGACUCCCUAAUGAACAGUGGGAAGUUAAUUUGCCUGCGGAAGAAGUACCUCCAGAGGUUCCGGAACCAGCAUUGGGCAUUAACUUUGCUAGAGAUGGGAUGCAAAAAAAGGAUUGGCUAUCCCUUGUUGCCGUUCACAGUGACGCAUGGCUUCUUGCUGUGGCUUUCUAUUUUGGUUCUAGAUUUGGCUGUGAUAAAUCUGACAGGAAACGCCUCUUUACGAUGAUAAAUGAUCUGCCCACUAUAUUUGAGGUUGUGACGGGAAGUGUGAAGAAACAGGGAAAAGACAAGUCAUUGGUUUCAAAUAACAGCAGCAGCAAAUCCAGGACUGGCCCAAAGGGGAGAGACUCUGAAUCAAGCAAGUUGUCUAAUGGGUUGGCAAAAGAUGAAGAUGAGGGACUGAAUGAGGAAGCUGAGGAGGAGCACGGGGAGACCUUAUGUGGGGCAUGCGGGGAGAAUUAUGCAUCGGACGAGUUUUGGAUAUGUUGUGACAUAUGUGAGAAGUGGUUCCAUGGCAAGUGUGUGAAGAUCACUCCUGCAAGGGCCGAACAUAUCAAGCAAUACAAAUGCCCCUCGUGCAGCAAUAAGAGGGCACGGCCCUGAUAAUGAUGGGUACCUCGUUAAUUUUAUUCAUGUUGGAUUAAGCUAACUUGUAGUCAGUCCAAUAUUAAUCCAUGUCCCCCCAGGGUAUGUACUAAUUGCGUUGGCUGGAAUCUUGUUUAUUCGGAUAACUUACAGGCUAUUAAAUGUAUUCUAUGUAAUUCCCAACUGAGAUACACAGAUUGUUCUAUAUGUGCGGACCUGUCGGCUAUGGAAUCUGAAACACUAUAAUUUAUCUUAUUUAAUUGUUUCUGAUCUGCUUCUUA
This is a messenger RNA of Cucurbita maxima (winter squash), 1158 nucleotides long. RefSeq names its product PHD finger protein ALFIN-LIKE 4-like. The record is from RefSeq and is a predicted model, not a curated record. NCBI's taxonomy places the organism in Eukaryota, Viridiplantae, Streptophyta, Magnoliopsida, Cucurbitales, Cucurbitaceae. Gene Ontology annotation, biological process: regulation of DNA-templated transcription. Gene Ontology annotation, cellular component: nucleus. The transcript is spliced from 6 exons. Gene Ontology annotation, molecular function: histone binding; transcription cis-regulatory region binding; transcription coregulator activity. The coding region runs from base 140 to 895 and encodes 251 amino acids.